Thamnophis sirtalis is the source of this 2798-nucleotide messenger RNA. It is a transcript of the gene CAV1, whose product is annotated as caveolin 1. Gene Ontology annotation, molecular function: molecular adaptor activity; transmembrane transporter binding; protein kinase binding. Lineage: Eukaryota; Metazoa; Chordata; Lepidosauria; Squamata; Natricidae. Gene Ontology annotation, cellular component: cytoplasmic vesicle; focal adhesion; sarcolemma. Gene Ontology annotation, biological process: cell differentiation; negative regulation of endothelial cell proliferation; regulation of cytosolic calcium ion concentration. The record is from RefSeq and is a predicted model, not a curated record.
UUCCUCCCCCUUCCCCCUCCCGUCCCGAGCUGGGUUGCUCAGUUUCUUUCGCCCCGCAGCAGUCGAAAGACCGCACCAGUUCGGGCGUCUCCACCCUGAGACCAGCAAGCAAACGGCUCUCGGCGCGGACGCUCAGUUCAAGGCAGCGCGGCGGACUGAUCGUUUCCCCACCCAUCCCCGCUUCCCUCUCCAGGAUUAUCUCUACACGGGGCCUCUCCGGGAGCAAGGCAACAUUUACAAGCCCAACAACAAGGUCAUGGCUGACGAACUGAGCGAGAAGGAAUUCCAGGACGUCCACACCAAAGAAAUCGACUUAGUUAACCGGGACCCCAAGCAUCUCAACGACGAAGUGGUGAAGAUUGACUUUGAAGAUGUGAUUGCCGAACCUGCAGGAACCCACAGUUUCGAUGGGAUCUGGAAGGCCAGUUUCACCACCUUCACUGUGACAAAAUACUGGUUUUAUCGCUUAUUGUCUGCAAUCUUUGGCAUUCCCUUGGCUCUUAUCUGGGGCAUUUAUUUUGCCAUUUUGUCCUUCCUCCACGUCUGGGCUGUGGUGCCUUGUAUCAGAAGCUACCUAAUUGAGAUCCAGUGCAUUGGCCGAGUUUAUUCUAUCUUUAUCCAUACCUUCUGUGACCCGUUCUAUGAGGCUGUUGGCAAAAUGCUGAGCUCUAUCAGAGCAACAAUAAGAAAGGAAGCAUAAAUGACAUUUCAAGGAGCUGAAGAAUGAGCUCCCCCCGCCCUUCAUAGUUUGGUGCCAGUCUCAAGGCUGCCAUAAAUUAAUAAAGUGACCGGCACUUAACAGCAUCACUCCAAAAAAAAAAAAAAACCAACUUGAAUGCAGCAAAUAAUUCCUUUUUAACUUUCUUCACUACUUAAUCCCUCCUGGAUCUAUGCUAUUUACUCUUUUCAGGAGGAAAGUCAAUUUGCAUUAAACAAACACAAACAAAUUAAAUAGCCGCUCGUCCAUUUCACCUGCUUGUUGUUUUGCUGACCUUUGAUGAAUUGACUUCUAUUCUGCUUACCCCUUCCAUUCAUUUGUUGCAAAUUAAACUCACAUUGAUUAUAAUGCAGAACUGCAAAUACCCUUUCCAGCACUAUCACACUGCUCUUCAUUUUACUGUGAGUAAAAGAAGUAUAAAAGCUACUGCAGCAUAAUGCACAUGGCAACAAGCUGGCAGAUGUCAACAGAAUGUUCCUUUUAUAGAUGUAUUGUCAGAUGACUGUAGCGCUUUACUGUAGUGACCAUAUCUAAUUGCCACACACAGAUUUAAAGAAAUGACUACUGUAACAUAUGUGCUGAGAAAAAGGAGAUCAAGUGUCUUUAAAAAGACAAAGCUUUCGAUUCAAAUAACUGGGCAUGUUGACAAAAAGCUGCUAGUACUGCUUCUGUCUUAUUUUGUAAUCCCCAUGAGAGAGUAUUUGGAUUAUAAAUAUAUAAUAUAUGUCACUGAGAGAAAAUGUAAAGGGGAACCUUAGUGCUUUUCUUUAACCAAAUAAUUUAUGAAACCCUGUUGACACUGGCAUGCGAGUGGACCCUUUUUCUUUGAAAUCUUCUUAACUAGAAAUGGCAGGAUGUGAAUAAACAGCUUUUUAGAAAUAUGACACAAUUUUAUCUCUGAACAAAGACUUCUAAAAUGUUCAAUCUAUAAAUCCAAAGUCAAGGUAGGAUUUUUAUUUUCUGAAAAUGCUUCCAUGAAGAAAAUCCUUAUGGUGUGCACAUAUUGAAAGUUAAUUUAUCCCUAGAUUAAAAUAGCAAGGACACUAUUGUGUUUAAUUUUUUUAGCAUCAUUCUUAAGAACAGAUGUUCCAAUUAAUUUAAAUAAAACUUACUACAAAGGGACUAAUUAUUCCCUUAAAAGUAGACAGCAAGGUAUGUACAAAUUGUGUUGAAUCAUGCCAACUAUAUACUGGGUUUUAAGAGUGAUUUGGCUGUUUUCUAUGAGAACAGAUUUAAGAAUCUUUAAAACAAAUUCAUUAAAUCCAAGCAGGUCCCCCAGUCUGCUAGUUCUAUUUACACAUUGCUAACUUUUCCCUAACCAUCCAUACAAGUGGUUUAGGCAGCACUAUGUUAUAGUUCACCUUCCCCCACCCACCCUUUCUAAACUGAACUAUACAUAAUUCAAGGAGCUUUCCAGGUGCAUAAAACUGUAUGAAAGAUACAGAAAUAAAACAUUUAUAGUGUUAUUUAAUAGUGUGUUGCAGAAUCUUUACUGUCACCACAGUGACAAUGAAGUGAGAGAAUAGCUUCAUUGGUUUUUCAUGAAUGUGCUGCUUUCCUUAAAGCUAUUAAACAAGAUCAUCUUUCUUAAAUAUAAACUGAAGAAUUUCAAAGUGUGUUCUGCUUUUGUUAGAAACUAGUUACAAGGGUGACUUACUUGGAUCUUGAGUAUCUAGAAUAGGUUCCAGUUACAGCCCUAGCCUAAUUAAUAAUAAUGUCCUGACUAGUUUUUUUAAACUAUCUGAUUGCUUCAACCUGUCUAUAUUUUUAGUGCAAGUCUAAGCAUAAUCACUAAGAGAUUGGUAUCCAUCAACCGAGGGAGGCAAGUACUGAUCUCAAACAUGUUGCUUAUCUGAACUGGAGCUCAAAUGGCAUCUCUCUUCUACACCAACCUAAAGUUGCCCCUGUAAAAUAAAAAUAAAAAUCCACUCGUAUAACCUCAACGCUUCAUCCUGCCAUAUGACAGGACCAGUUCUGAAGGGGAGAUCUUCAGGGCAAUUGAAACUAACAUUUUACCAAAAUUGUUCGGAUAAUCUGUAAAUGCCUUGCUUUUUGCAAAUACAGGUUUUACUAAGAAUAA